UAAUAAUAAUAAUAAUAAUAAUAAUAAUAAUAAUAAUAAUAAUAAUAAAGAUACUAAGUUUAACACUGAUAAUUAAUGGGUGGUCUUUUCUCCAAUUGUUCAUCUUCUUCCUCUCAACCUCAAGGUUCUCAACCUCAACCGCAACCUACAGCUCAAUAUCAAGAUCAAGAUGCCAACUCUUCAGUCCUUAUAUUUCACUCAAAAGACACUUGGAAUUCAAAGUGGCAAACUCUCAAGGCAAGCAACAAGUUGGUCGUGAUCGAUUUCUCGGCGUCUUGGUGCUCGCCUUGCCAUUUCAUGGAGCCAAUAUUUAAAGAGUAUUCUGAGAAUUUCACCGAUGUGAUCUUUAUAAAAAUUGAUGUUGAUGAACUUAUGGAUGUGGCUAGGGAAUGGAGUGUGGAGGCUAUGCCUACGUUUGUGUUCGUGAAGGAAGGGAAAGAGGUGGAUAGGUUGUUGGGUGCUGAUAAAGAUGGCCUCAAGGAGAGGAUUUUGAAAUUUAGGGUUUGAUUUUAUGGUUGUUUUCCUAGCUGUUUUUAUAAAAAUAUAAAUAAAUCUUUUAUGAAACUAUA
Molecule: messenger RNA, 569 nt
Organism: Dioscorea cayenensis subsp. rotundata (Guinea yam)
Lineage: Eukaryota; Viridiplantae; Streptophyta; Magnoliopsida; Dioscoreales; Dioscoreaceae
Product: thioredoxin H5-like
Exons: 3
Coding region: 76-507 (143 amino acids)
Source: RefSeq, a predicted model, not a curated record